CCAGAAUAUGACGGAGCCGCGCAGGUGGGCGGUACUUGGCGGCUCGCAGCGGCCAAUCGGAGGCCUGGCUGUUCGGUGUCGAACACAGCUGAUCGAUGAGUCAGGGGGCGAGAGCAGCCGAAAAGGUCCCACUUGUUGCUGAGCAGGAGCGGCGACAGGAGCUUCAGCUGACGGAGGGACUGAGGGAAACAUAUCGAUCCAUCUUCGCUUCACGUCCUCCAUUCUGUCGGUAAACACAAGCAGGCGCUCCUCUGCAGGCUCCACGGCCGCUUCAGUGCUGACAUACCCCGCUGCUGCCUCAUCCGCGGCUCUCAGGUAGUCUGGUUUGAUGUCUGCAUCAGUCGUGAAUGCAUCGCUGUGUGGACGCGUCAGUCUGGUCUGUGGACUCCUCCUCCUGGCCUUUUCACCGCUCCUCACAGCAGGCCGACUGAGUAACUGCAGUCACCCUCUGGUGCCGGAACAUGGAGGUUUCCGAUGUGACCCGUCACCGUGUCGAGGUUUCCCCCAUAAGAGCGCCAUCCACGUCUUCUGUGAGCCGGGAUAUCACCUCAGCAGCAACCUCCGUGUCUCCCGGUGCCGCCACGGGAAGUGGCAGCCUCCGAUACCUGCCUGCAUCCCCAUCAGAGAUGGUCCAAACAUGAACUCUGACGACAGAGUGAACGACUCGAUGCCCAGCAUGGCCACAACAGCGGUGGGCGUGUCCAUCUUCCUGCUCACCACCACUGCCUGCCUGGUCAUCAAGUCCCGCCUCUACCCCUGUCGAUCACGCAGCAGCCGUCGCUCUUCAGACCAGCUGGACCUGAUGGUGGACGGACUUCCUGUCUCCCUGCCCUCCUACGAGGAGGCGGUGUACGGCAGCUGGGGGCAGCGCCUGCCCACCUGCUCGGCGCCGGGGCCCACCCAGCUCCUAUUGGCUCAGGAGGCUCCCGGCAGUAACCCGGUGUCUCUCAACAACCAACCGGACAGCAGUCGCCGCCCCCUCCUGUCCAGUCCCGACAACCCCCCGCCCCCUUACGACGAGGUCCAGUCAUCACACCCCAGAGACAGGGCGAGUGACGCGGACAAGGACACUUGACUGACGGACUGCGGCGUUCAUAUGGGACUACAGGAAGGGGUUCGAUUGACAGCUGCAGUGUUUACUCUGCAGAUGAUGAAACGAAAACACAGACUGACAGCAGACUUCUGCACUUUUCCUGGUUGGCCGCAGCUCACCAGCAUCAGGACAUUCAGUCCAAUCACGCGCUAGUUUGGACGAAGCCGAUGAGCUCUGAUUGGCCAGAUGUUAGAUCACAAAGACCUGACUGAAGAGGAUAUUUCUACAUGAAACGUUGAUUGUAAAGUGCAUUGUAUGAAUGUAAGUGACAGAGAAGGGAGUUUACGUGCAGUCUGGUGAAAACCUUUAUAAUCUGAAUGCCUUUUUGUUAGUGAUAAAUAUAUAUUUCAAUGUUUAAACAAUACGAUAUAUUAAGUUACAAAAUAAAAAUCAUCACACAAGCUAGAAUAAUGAGGUUUUCACAGGACAGCGGUCGUAUAAAAGUGUGUGUGUGUGUGUGCGCGUUUUCAGUGUUGCGUUUUCAGUGUUGCUCUGGAGACGUCGUCCAUCCUUUCCCGUCAGUGACGGGGCAGAUCGCGCGGUUGCAGAAACCCUGUGUGUUUCCAAGGCAACAAACUCUAUUCCACUUCUGUCUGAUUCUACCUUUUGUGCAGCGUUUCUUUCGGCGGUGUUGAUUUGAAGCCAGCGUGGUGCGCAGCAGUGGUGGAAAAAGUAUUCAGAUUUUCACAGCAAUGCAUGAUAUUCCAUAAGAUCAUCAUGUGUUUGUAGCGUCGCUGUCCUGUGAGAACCACGUAUCUCUAAAAAGUUUUAAAACUUGUCAUGGUGUCAGAAAAACAGCCCUGUUUUCAGCUUUGUGACGAUGCAUUUUCCAGCUGAUCCAAGAGGCUUUUGAAAGACUUUAUUUAGUUUAAGAAGUAGGAGAACUUUCUCAACACGUAAAGGAACACUUCAUCCUUCAGUUUAUCACAAACAUUCAACAUCAACACAUCUGGAGAUACAUGGUUUUCACUGGACAGGGGGAUGAAAACGGUCAUCUGAAAAGUAACUAAAGCUGUCAGACAAAUGUAGUGGAGUAAAAUCUACAAUAUUUACCUCUGAGAUGUAGUGGAAGAGCAUAAAGCUGCAAUAAAUUCUGCAAGUAAAGUACAAGUACCUCAAAUUGGUUACAUUCCACCACUGGUGCGCAGUAACUCUGGUAACGACAAACAGCAUGUUGUGAUGUAGAUUUUGUGUGCAGCGGAUUAUAUUUAGAGACCUGAAAAUGCUCAGAAACCACACGGUGUUUCAGAGGGUUUCUCCAGUGUACAUUCAGUGGUAAAUGACACGAAACAAUAAUAAUAUUUUGAUGAAUUUGAAUGCACAGUGAAAAGAAUCUGAAAUAAUGUGUACAUUUAUUUGCCCUGGUGGCAUCGGUGCAGACACACAGAGGUGCUUUUAAACGUUUUCAUUCCACAACCUGCAAAAAAAAAAAUAAAAUAAAAUAAAACCUACACAUGUUGGACCAAAAAAACAUGAACUAAUCAAACCGUGUCCUCCCUUCAGCUGGCCGGUUCCCUCUCUUUAUGCCUUCACAGACCUUGAAUGUAAUUUAUGUUUCAUUUUGUGGCAGCAAAUCUUGACCAUUAAUAUGGAAUUGUAAUAUUUACAGGAAGAUUAUUUGUAUUAUUGCACAAGAUUAUAUGAUAAAUAAAUGUUGAGGUGUUUGACAUAA
Messenger RNA from Sander lucioperca (pikeperch), 2765 nucleotides. RefSeq lists its product as uncharacterized. The record is from RefSeq and is a predicted model, not a curated record. The coding region runs from base 329 to 1075 and encodes 248 amino acids. NCBI's taxonomy places the organism in Eukaryota, Metazoa, Chordata, Actinopteri, Perciformes, Percidae. The transcript is spliced from 6 exons.